CGAAGAGUUUUUGCACGUGGAAACAUGGCGGACAAUGAAGUUACGCCUCGUAAGAAGCAGAAAAAAGACAAGCAUAGGGUUCGGGAAGAAGAUGCGGGUUCUGCAAAGAAAGAAAAAAAGGUGAAGAGCGCGGUAGCUGAUCUGGACUCGUCGAAUCAUCUAGGGGAAACUCAACAUGAAGAGGAUUUUCAUUUAAAGCCAACAUCUGCUGCUGGUGUGUUGGACACAUCAAAAUGGCCUUUAUUGCUCAAGAACUAUGAUAAGUUGAAUGUGAGAACUGGCCAUUUUACUCCAUUACCAAAUGGAUGUUCUCCUCUUAAGAGAGAACUAAAGGACUAUGUGUCGAGUGGGUUUAUAAAUCUUGACAAGCCAGCAAAUCCCUCAUCUCAUGAGGUGGUGGCAUGGAUACGAAGAAUUCUUCGAGUGGAAAAAACUGGGCAUAGUGGUACUCUUGAUCCAAAAGUGACAGGAUGUCUAAUAGUGUGCAUUGAAAGAGCAACAAGACUUGUCAAAUCCCAACAGGGAGCAGGAAAAGAGUAUGUCUGCAUUGUGAGGCUCCAUGAAGCAAUUGAAAAUGAAUCAGAAUUAGCCAAGACAAUAGAGAUGCUUACAGGAGCCUUGUUUCAGAGACCCCCACUGAUAUCUGCAGUUAAACGACAGCUUAGAAUAAGAACAAUAUAUGAAAGCAAAUUAAUUGAGUAUGAUCAGGAACGGCAUCUUGGGGUGUUUUGGGUGAGCUGUGAGGCUGGUACUUACAUAAGAACACUUUGUGUCCAUAUUGGAUUGUUAAUGGGGAUUGGUGCUCAUAUGCAGGAACUCAGAAGGGUGCGUUCAGGAAUUCAGUCUGAAAAUGAUAACAUGGCCACCAUGCAUGAUGUUCUUGAUGCCCAAUGGAUGUAUGAUAAUUACAAAGAUGAAUCUUAUCUCCGCCGCUGCAUCAAGCCAUUGGAAGCUCUGUUAACUUCUCACAAGCGUCUGGUUGUUAAAGAUAGCGCUGUGAAUGCAAUAUGUUAUGGAGCAAAACUGAUGAUCCCAGGUCUACUGAGAUAUGAGUCUGGAAUAGAAAUGAAUGAAGAAAUUGUUAUCAUGACAACAAAAGGAGAAGCUAUAGCUCUUGGAAUUGCUCUUAUGACGACUGCUGUGAUGGCGGCUUGCGAUCAUGGUGUGGUUGCUAAGAUCAAAAGAGUUAUCAUGGAAAGAGACACUUACCCCAGAAAAUGGGGCCUGGGACCAAAGGCACUCCAGAAGAAACAGUUAAUUGCAUCUGGUAAAUUGGACAAAUAUGGCAAACCAAAUGAAAGCACACCCAAAGAAUGGAUGCAAAGUCACCCAGAUAUCAGUGUUGACAAAACUCCACUGAAGGAUGAACAAUCUGCCAGUUUACUUGUGACACCCAAGGAAGAACUCGUGCCUGGUGCUCCUGUGACACCCAAGGAAGUUGAGGAAGGGAGAAAGAGGAAAAGAGACACAGAGGGAAGUGAUGAAGAAAAGGAGACUCUAGGAAAGGAGAAAAAGAAAUCUAAAAAAGACAAAAAGAAAUCAAAAGAGAAAGAGAGCAGUGAUGAAGAAAAGAAAGAAAAGAAGAAGAAGAAGAAAAAGAAGAAAGAGAAAGAAAAAGUGAAAGAGUCUGAUUCAGACUCCUCUAAUUAAGUGUUCAGUGUUACCCACGUUUCUCCGCCAUUAGGUACAGUUACCUUUACAGCUUUCAUUGCAUUUGAGUAGUUUUCAAUGACUGCCCAAUGAAAUAUCUUCUUAUCAAUCAGGCUCAAGUCAUUUACCAGUUAAGUAAACAUGUGCAAGCAAUAGGAUAUGAAGCAAGUCAAUCACGAAUCACUUAUGACUGAAUAAGCUGGCUUAUGAUUGGUCCAUUGUUUUGUGCCUUUAAUAGGAUCUUGGGCCGGCAGUCAUCUGAUAAAGCUCUCAAUUCGUAUCACACGGUUAUUGGGAUGUACGCGAGGACAGUUAAUCACUGUAAUAUAAUACUAGUAAUUUUUUUUAUCUCAGCUCCUCUCUUGUGGAAUUGUGUUGUUUAAUAAACUCCAGCGAUAACUUGCCAUGUU
Molecule: messenger RNA, 2060 nt
Organism: Stylophora pistillata
Lineage: Eukaryota; Metazoa; Cnidaria; Anthozoa; Scleractinia; Pocilloporidae
Biological process (GO): box H/ACA sno(s)RNA 3'-end processing; mRNA pseudouridine synthesis; rRNA pseudouridine synthesis
Cellular component (GO): box H/ACA snoRNP complex
Molecular function (GO): RNA binding; pseudouridine synthase activity
Source: RefSeq, a predicted model, not a curated record